Messenger RNA from Talaromyces proteolyticus, 1749 nucleotides. RefSeq names its product extragenic suppressor of the bimD6 mutation. Gene Ontology annotation, molecular function: ATP binding; protein serine/threonine kinase activity. Lineage: Eukaryota; Fungi; Ascomycota; Eurotiomycetes; Eurotiales; Trichocomaceae. Gene Ontology annotation, biological process: maturation of SSU-rRNA. The record is from RefSeq and is a predicted model, not a curated record. Bases 1 to 1749 code for a protein of 582 amino acids. Gene Ontology annotation, cellular component: preribosome, small subunit precursor; cytosol. The transcript has a single exon.
AUGGCAUCGGAGAACACAGUGGCCUCUGCGCAUGGCCUGGCAGAUGGACAUUCGCCCCCUCACCAAUUCAUCCAAAACACAGGUUACAUCGAUAAUGCCAACGUUCCCGCAGUAGACGCCGCAGCUCAUGCGGAAGAAAACGUUGAAGACGACGACAACGAAGAAGCCGAAUACUACGACGACAUUUUCGACGACGACGACGACGAGCAAGAUCUUGAAGAGGAGAACUUUAGUUCCGCCAACCCCAACGAUUUCACCAAAUCAUACAAUCGCCAGCGGCGCCUGAACGAAGCGAUCGCCGACGCCAAUGCACCCAAGUCGUCGUAUCCAAAGUCAAACCCACAAAAGCCAAAGGCGAAUGUGCGUGCGGCGGUGGAUGAUCAGAUUGAAUCCCUGUCAAAGCAUGCGGUGAAACUCAGGCUUGAUGACGUUCAAUCGGGUCUACGGGGGAAGGAUGCAAGGGUGGUGGAUAAGAGCGACCGUGCUACUUCGGAGCAAGUGCUGGAUCCACGCACGAGAAUGAUUCUCCUGCAGAUGAUCAACAGGGAUAUUGUCUCGGAGAUCAACGGGUGUUUGUCAACGGGCAAAGAAGCGAAUGUUUAUCAUGCAGUUACCGUGCGAGAUAGCGAUGAGGGUGACGUUGAGACCCUCCACCGAGCUAUUAAAGUCUACAAGACUAGUAUUCUUGUCUUCAAAGACCGCGAUAAAUACGUCACUGGUGAAUUCCGUUUCCGAAAAGGGUAUAAUAAGAGCAAUAACCGGGCAAUGGUGAAAGUGUGGGCAGAGAAAGAGAUGCGCAAUUUACGGAGAAUCCACUCAGCGGGUAUCCCCAGCCCAGAGCCUCUCUAUCUCAAGCUGCACGUCCUAGCUAUGGGGUUUCUUGGAAACUCGCGAGGAAUUCCUGCGCCGCGAUUAAAGGAUGUCACUCUCAACGUCCCAGAUCCAGAGGCUCGCUGGCACGAAUUAUACAUGGAAUUGGUAGGUUACAUGCGUACCAUGUAUCAGACCUGCCGACUUGUCCACGCCGAUUUGAGCGAAUACAACAUCCUAUACCACAAAGACAAACUCUACAUCAUCGACGUCAGCCAAAGCGUGGAGCACGACCACCCGCGCAGUUUAGAAUUCCUCAGAAUGGACAUCAAAAAUAUCAGCGACUUUUUCAGCCGCAAAGGAGUGAAUACCUUAUCUGAGCGCAUAAUCUUCGAAUUCAUCAUCAGCGCACAAGGCCCAGAAAUGGUCAAUGGCAAUAACGAAGCCAUGAUCGCUGCUAUUCAGAAACUCUUCGAGAUCAAGAACCAACCCAACAGCGACCCUGACAGAGACGACGUCGACACAGCAGUUUUCCGUCAACAAUACAUCCCGCAAACCCUCAACCAGGUCUACGACGUCGAACGUGACGCGGAAAAGGUCCAAUACGGCGAAAGUGCCGACCUGGUCUACCGUGACCUCCUCGCCGACAAAUCGAACCCAGCCGUAUCAAUUACCCGACCAGACUUAACAGCGGCUGACAACGACGACGAAUCCGACCAAAGCGGCGGUGUCUCGCUAGCCGGAUCAGAUGAUGGAAGUGCAGACGAAGAAGAUGAUGAUGUCUUUGCGAAACGCCCACCACGCGGUAAAAAGCACGAAGAUAAGGACGAAAAGCGACAGCAUAAGCAAAAAGUUAAGGAAGAGAAGAGAGAGCAGAGAGCGAAGAAAAUGCCGAAGCAUGUUAAAAAGAAGUUGGUUACUGCUACGAAGAGGAGGUAG